Fraxinus pennsylvanica is the source of this 603-nucleotide messenger RNA. NCBI's taxonomy places the organism in Eukaryota, Viridiplantae, Streptophyta, Magnoliopsida, Lamiales, Oleaceae. The record is from the annotation of a GenBank genome assembly.
AUGCUCGUACCUUUGCCAAACGGCUUUAAACAGCCAAUGAUAGAAGCAUAUGACAGAGUCACGGCCCCCCUGGAUCACCUGGGAACCUUUGUUGACUUAAUGAGACUUUAUGCAGUCCUAGACAUAGUGAUGUGUAGGUCAUUUUCCCCGACACUCAGGAGGGAGGCUAGAGACUGGGUGGCCACAUUGGCACCUAGGUCUAUAAAGACGUUUGAUGAACUUUCCAGGAGUUUUGUGGCAUAUUUCAUGAGCAGAAAGUUGACACAAAAGAUGACCAUUGAAUUGAUGCAGGUGGUGCAAAAGAAAGAUGAAUCUCUUCAUGAGUAUUUGGCUAGGUUCAGCCAGGAAACUCUUGGUGUAAGGGACCUUCAAAUGUCUGCAGUAGUAACAAUGUUAAUGAAUGGGACGCAGAACCGGGCUUUUAAAAUGUCACUCUCCAAAAAUCCACCGGAGUCGAUGCAUGACCUAUUGAAGAAGGGUGACAAGUAUGUUGAUACAGAGGAAGCAGAAAAUGUCACAAAAAAUCUUAGAGAGGGAUGGGAGACGGGAAGCCAUAAGCGAAAAUUAAGUGAUGUGAAAAACCUGUUGAUAAGGAUAAGAUGA